Molecule: messenger RNA, 882 nt
Organism: Symbiodinium sp. CCMP2592
Lineage: Eukaryota; Dinophyceae; Suessiales; Symbiodiniaceae
Source: the annotation of a GenBank genome assembly
AUGUGUGAUUUGGGUUAUGAUGAAGGCGUCUCAGACAAGAUGGCCGCGGCGCUCUCAUUUUACAGACCUUCGGCCUUGGCGGAGGCUGCCCGAGAGAGUUUGCUGGGUGCGCUGCAACAGACAUUCCCAAAUGAUGUACAGCGGGUGAUCAUGGCCCAGAGCCUUUAUGACCGUAUCCAGAAGCAUAUUGCCCAACCACAACCCGUUCAGAGCGAUGUUUCCGAGAAUGUCAAGGCCUUCGCACACGCUUUGGAUGAUGCACAGCUGGAAGGGCAAAUUCUGAAAACGGAAACGGGCAGUUUCAAGUUAGAGCAGGACUCUGAAAUUUGGGACGAGACGAAGUUCUACGUGCGGGGAUGCUACACAGAAAUUGCCGACAUCAUGUUGAAAACAAAGCCUCAUAGGAUGUCUUUGCUCGGCUCAUCAGGUAUCGGCAAGUCCAAUUUUAUGGUAUAUUUAAUCUGGCGUCGCUUCCAAGACGAUAAGCUUAAAGAGUUCCCUGUUUUUCUGCACCAGAGGGACAUCAUCCAUCGGAUUCAGAAGGGUGAAGAGCCAAAGAAGGUCGAUGCUGCUACUUUGUAUUCAGCCCCUCAACAAGCUUUGCAUAUCAUGGAUGCCGACAUUGAUGUGGAACAUGGGGCCUUGUCAUUUGCACAGCAUGUCGUUUGCAUUCGUCUGCUCGCGUGGCCGGCAUCCUUCGAUCAGUCCUGGCAGCAGAACUACUCACAAGAGGGCUGGCCGGCCCAAGAUCCACAGGCCUACAUGGGUUAUUCGCAGAUUCAGAUGCCUGCUGCCGGUGACAUGUCCGCAUCGGGAAUGCCAGCCAUGCAACAGGGAGCGCCAGCUGCUGGUAUGCCGCAGGGGCAGCAGAUGCCGCCUUGA